AUGGCCACUUCAGUAGACGUUCUCAUCAUCGGCGCAGGCCUCAGCGGUCUUCAGGCCGCCCUCGACGUUCAUGACGCUGGUCACUCCUUUACUAUCAUUGAAGCCCGAGAUCGCGUCGGUGGUAAGACGUAUUCGGUAUCGCGACCGGAUGGAAAAGGUCUUCAGGAAAUGGGAGCCGCCUGGACGAACGACACCAACCAGUCUAUGUACUGGAGCUACUGCCAAAAGUUUGGGCUCACCCCUGUUGUGCAGAACAUCAAAGGUACCGUGGCAUGUGAGGAUACUGAUGGCAAAUGUCAUCACUUCAACUACGGAGGCCUACCAAAUUUUGCGGAAGCCGAAGUCAGAAAUAUGAUAGAUAUUCGGGAUUUGAUUGAGGCUACGGCGAGGGAUUCUGAGACCUUCCGUCAACCACGACGCAAUGAACUAGAUCAACAGACUCUCGAGCAAUGGAUUAUCCAAGCUGGAGCAGGGCCCCGGGCGGUUCAGACAGUGCGCCUCUGGACACAUGGAAUGCUGGGUCAAGACCCGAGUGAUGUUUCCGCUUUGGCAUUCCUAGAACUUGCGCGUGGCGGAUUGGGCAUUGCUAAUCUUCGACAUGACGGCAAGGACGGGGCCCAGUAUCUACGCCUAGAAGAGGGAACUCAGGCUGUGGCUCAGGGCAUGGCAAAGCUCCUGCCGUCAGGGUCGAUAAAGCUCAAUUGCGCUGCAAACGCUGUGACAGCUCACGACCAAGGGACGAAGUACACAACAAGGCUCGUCGAUGGCCGAACCAUUACUUCACGCAGGGUCAUAGUCAGCAUCCCUGGGCCUGCGUACAAGAACAUCACGUUCAGUCCGCCGCUACCUCCUUCGCGCUUGAUAUACACCACUGCUGUUCGGUACGGGUGCUACGUCAAAUAUAUUUGUCUCUUCAAAACUCCCUUCUGGCGCCGCAGCGGUGCUUGUGGCUUGGCACAAAGCUUCAAGGGGCCGUUAUCACACUGCCGGGAUACGUCAGUGGACUCCCAAAGCAACUACGCGCUUACCUGCUUCUUGGUCUCAAGACCAGGCCGCCAAUGGUAUGCCAAGUCUAGUAACGAGCGUGAAGCCGCCAUUCUCGAGCAGGUAUCUUCUCUAUUCGGUCUAGCGGAAAGCGCUGUCAGGGAUGAAUUCAUCGGCUCUAUGAUGUCCCCCUGGAUGGAAGAUCAGUGGGCGGGAUGGGGAUGUCCAUUCGCGAUGGCCCCGCCCGGUAUCAUGGGACAAAGGGAUGAUGGGCAGCUUAUCACAGAACCGUUUGGUGGAAUGUACUUCGUAGGUACAGAACUGACGAAUGAAUGGCGAGGUUACAUGGAAGGGGCUUUGCGUAGCGGCAAGAGAGGAGCCGCUCAAUUGUUACAAGACUUGCGAUCCGAAUCAGCCAAACUAUGA
Neoarthrinium moseri is the source of this 1410-nucleotide messenger RNA. RefSeq lists its product as uncharacterized. The transcript is spliced from 2 exons. NCBI's taxonomy places the organism in Eukaryota, Fungi, Ascomycota, Sordariomycetes, Amphisphaeriales, Apiosporaceae. The coding region runs from base 1 to 1410 and encodes 469 amino acids. Gene Ontology annotation, molecular function: oxidoreductase activity. The record is from RefSeq and is a predicted model, not a curated record.